Molecule: messenger RNA, 906 nt
Organism: Hordeum vulgare subsp. vulgare (domesticated barley)
Lineage: Eukaryota; Viridiplantae; Streptophyta; Magnoliopsida; Poales; Poaceae
Exons: 5
Coding region: 1-906 (301 amino acids)
Source: RefSeq, a predicted model, not a curated record
AUGAAGAAAAGCACGAGUAUUCAGCAAGUUGUGUCGUUUGCCGUUCUUCUCGCCAAUGCGAUCGUUGGACGAUGUUCCCUAGAAGUAUGGCCGCCCUUUGAAGGUCACCUAGAAUAUCUCCAGCCAGGCGUCGCGCUCGCAUCAAGCCGAAAUUCUCUAAGCUCUUACGUGGCCCAUAAGGCAUGGAUUCCAGGCGAUGAUAAUAAUUAUUAUUAUGGUGUAGAGGCUACACUAGAUGUUUAUGGCUUUAAUCUACAACCUGGCCAACUAACCGAGGGUGGCGUCUGGAUUGCCAGCACAGGAGAUGGCCACCCAAUUCCGGACAAUGGAAUUCAAAUUGGAUGGCACAUUUACCCAGGCAUGCACAAGGAUUCACGCACUCAUUUCUACGUAGGGUGGGGUGCUAAAGGAUCACCUGACAAGGGUUGCUUCAACAUGGUUUGCCCUGGCUUUCGGAAGACAUCAUCAAGCAUAGCUCCUGGUGAUGUCAUCGAUCCAGUUUCAAGUAUCAAUGGCACGAAACAGUACAUUACAGUAAGGGUAUUCAAGGAUAAAUCAUCUGGCGAUUGGCAUGUACAUUAUGGAUUAAAUGGUCCCCCAAAACCAGUUGGUUAUUUUCCUAAAUCCUUGCUUCCUGCAAUGAUAGAUAGGCCAGUUCUGCUUAGAUUUGGUGGCUAUGCAGCUCGCAAGAAACCAGCACCAAAUCCUCCAAUGGGCAAUGGGUAUGUUCCAUUGAGCUCCACAGCUGCGUUGGUCAGUAACCUCAAGCUUAUUGAUGCCGAUGGUAAUGACCACAUUGUCAACACCGAUCUGCCAUACUUUGUAACUAGUAAACAAUGUUAUCCUCUUUCUGUUGUUGAUUCUGGCCAGUUCUUCUAUGGUGGACCUGGUUGUGUUGAUAACUAG